AUGGCCAAUUGGGAGAAGACACAGAGGUCGCCCCAGGAUCUGCGGGAGGGAUUAUAUCUCCAAGUUGGUCUGGGAGUGGCUCAGGAUCCCUCAGUGGAGGAAACUGAAGGGGACAGGGUCAUCUUGCCUAAUACUGGCUUUACUACAUACCAGUUCCCAGUGACUGCCUGUGGUACCACUGUAAUGGAUGAAGGUAAAUAUGUGGACAACAGAAUGGCAUCCUCUCAUGAAGUCAGAAUUGGCCCUUUUGGUGCGAUCACCAAAGACAGCCAUUAUGAGCUGACUUGCUCUAUUCCACUCUUUUCUGACUUCUCUUCCAGGACUAGUCUGGAAGCACUUGUUGCGGAAGUCAACACUGUUCCUCUGCCACCUAACAUAGCUGUAUCUGGACACCUGAGAGUGGAAUUAAGACUAGCAAAUAGUCAACGUACUACCAAGGGAUGUGCUGCUGGUAGGCUAGCAUACCUAACCUGUAACUACUAUAGUGAUGCUGACUACCCAGUUACAAAAGUUCUGCAGGACCCUGUGUAUGUGGAAGUCCAUGUCUUGGAAAGGACUGAUCCCAAUAUUGUCCUCAUGUUGGGACGCUGUGCACCUAGCCCUCUCAGCCUUCCUUAGUGGGACCUUUUGGUUGAUUUGGACCUUUUGAAAUGCCCAUAUGAGGAUGAUCGUUACCUGACCACCUUAGUUGCUGUAACUGAAUCAUCUGUUCUACAGUUUCCAACUCAUUAGAAGCGGUUCAUUCUCAAGAUAUUCACCUUUGUACAUCCUACAUCAGUGGCUCCUCUAAAGGAGAAGGUCUUUAUACACUGCAGUACAUCAGUAUGCACACUAUCACAGAUGGAUUCUUGUGUUCAGACCUGCAGCAGAAGAAGAAGGGAUCUUGGGCCCAGCAAGGAUGUUGCUCGAGAAACUGUUGUGUCCACUCUGCCUCCAAAGCCCCUCCCUGCAGAGGAAGUAGAGGAGGCAGCCAUGCAUGUGCAGUCGAGCAACCAUGUGACUAGCACACUUAUUUCAGUGCUUAGAUCAAAGGAGAGAUGGGCAGCUUUUUUACUUGCUGGUGGUUGUUUAUCCACCAAUUCUUUUCCUGAGCGUUUCCUGAGGCAAUGCGUGGGGGGAAGGGCUGCUGCCCGCAACCUGUGCACAAGCAGUGAUUGA
Colossoma macropomum (tambaqui) is the source of this 1158-nucleotide messenger RNA. It is a transcript of the gene zp2l1, whose product is annotated as zona pellucida glycoprotein 2, like 1. Gene Ontology annotation, cellular component: egg coat. Gene Ontology annotation, molecular function: structural constituent of egg coat; acrosin binding. The record is from RefSeq and is a predicted model, not a curated record. Gene Ontology annotation, biological process: binding of sperm to zona pellucida; prevention of polyspermy. NCBI's taxonomy places the organism in Eukaryota, Metazoa, Chordata, Actinopteri, Characiformes, Serrasalmidae.